Messenger RNA from Alternaria burnsii, 900 nucleotides. RefSeq lists its product as uncharacterized. Lineage: Eukaryota; Fungi; Ascomycota; Dothideomycetes; Pleosporales; Pleosporaceae. The transcript has 2 exons. The coding region runs from base 1 to 900 and encodes 299 amino acids. The record is from RefSeq and is a predicted model, not a curated record.
AUGUCGAGCUCGCAUUUACCCUGUAGCGACCCCUAUAUUUACCCUAGAACACGGGGUGCCCCCGAGAUCGUGUCACUGGAAGUAGGGAGUGGUAGCGAUACCGAAGUGCUCGAAGCGCCUCUAAGGUGCCUGCGCCUUAUAUCAUACUACUUCAAUGAUCAUCUACACGGAACAUCAGAGUUUUUCAUCGUUCCCAAUAGCUCGCCCAGUCUCUUCCGCAUCUUUCUGAAAUUCCUCGAAACCGGUAACCUCUAUCGUCUGGACUCAGAUGAGACGACGAACCGACGUUUCUCUUUCGGCACACUGAUCGACAUUUUUGAAUUCGCGAAAGACUUUGAGAUCGAUACACUUCGCAACGCAGCCUUGAACGAGUUCUUCCUCCGCAUUUUCGACAAUCCAGAUCGACUGCCGUACAAGUAUAUCUCAGAUAUAUACGAGGCCACCAGCUCGGACUCAUCUCUUCGAAGUCUCAUCGUCGAUGUCAUCGUGUAUAUUGGAACGAAGCAGGAAAUGAAAGAAUGGAAGGAUGACCUCCCAAAAGAAUUCAUGAUGAAUUGCUUGACCGCCGCAAACGAGGAUGAGAUUGUGCCGUUCUCGGGAGACCGGUCCGAAGUCGAAGUCAUGGAAUGGCUGAACGAGAUGAAAGGGAAGCUGUGUUACUUGUUCCACGUUCACGACCUCGAGCCGGAGCCGGAAUCGCCUCAAAUGAGAACUUUCGUAAAGAACAGGAAAUCGAGGUUGGGGAAAAGGGCGAGAAGGAGGCAGGAGGAGGAGAGAGCUCGCGAAGACUCAGAUGAAGAGGGAGAGAUAGACACAGAGAGACAAAAGUUAGCUGAUGAUGACGCUGCCGAGAGAAUGAGGUACCUGAUGGAACCUUUGCCUGCCAGGGCGAGGUAUUAG